Molecule: messenger RNA, 1083 nt
Organism: Dacryopinax primogenitus
Lineage: Eukaryota; Fungi; Basidiomycota; Dacrymycetes; Dacrymycetales; Dacrymycetaceae
Product: chord-domain-containing protein
Exons: 4
Coding region: 1-1083 (360 amino acids)
Source: RefSeq, a predicted model, not a curated record
AUGCCAACCUGCAACAGGAAAGGCUGUGGAAAAGAGUUCGACCCCGCCAAAAACUCGGACGGAGACUGUCAGUAUCAUCCCGGCGGUCCAAUAUUCCACGAAGGGUUGAAAUGCUGGUCUUGCUGCAAGGAGGUGAACAAACCUGUGCUGACGUUUGACGAGUUUAUGGCUAUCCCCGUAAAUGGGAAGCAUACACUGCAAGUACAGGAAUCUGCCCCGCCUCCUUCUGUCAAGACUUCCACGCAUACGGUCACCGCCUCCGAAGGAAAGGAAGUGUAUACCACGGCAGCCGCCUCGCCCACUCUCGCAGCGCAGACCUCUCUCCCCAAGCCCGUCCCCGCAGUGCCUAAAGCACCCAAGGAACCCGCAAAGCCCGUCCCGAUAGAGAUAGAGGAUGAUGAGCCUGGGGUAAAGGUCGAGCCGGGGACGAAAUGCAAGAGGAACGGGUGUAAUGCUGUGUAUGUGGAUGACGAGACGCACCGGACUGAAGGGGGGAAGGAAGCUGUCUGCGUGUUCCAUCCCGCUCCUCCUAUAUUCCACGAAGGCUCCAAAGGGUACAUGUGCUGCAAACGCCGUGUGCUGGAGUUUGACGAGUUCCUCCGAAUCACCGGGUGCACAACGGGGAAACACCUCUUCGUCGGCAAGCCCAAGUCUCCAGAAGCGGAAGAAGAGCUCGUGCAGUGCCGGAUAGAUCACUACCAGACGCCGAAGACUGUACAAGUGAGCGUGUUCGCUAAGAAGACCGGGAAGGAGAGUAUGGUGCGCUUUGGGGAGCAGAGCGUCGAGCUGGAUCUUCACCUCCCGGAGAGGAAGAGGUUUACGAAGACGCUGAGGCUGUACGGACCUAUCAAUGCUGAGGAGUCGGGUUAUACGAUCCUGGCAACGAAGGUGGAGCUCAAGCUAGUAAAGGCGGAUACGAGGUCGUGGAAUAUGCUCGAGCAGCCUAGGGAGGGAACACCUGUGCCGGAGGGGUUUAACCUUACGUUCGGCGUGGGUGGGAGGACGGGCACGAUCGGUGCAAAGGAUGUCAUACUAGACGAGGGGAACAAGCUGAAGCGCGCGGGUACGGACGUGAAGGCCUAG